CUGUACUGCUGUGGUGUGUAGUUUCAUGUUUGAAACAAUUAGAAAAACAAGGAUUUGACCAGCAAGCUUAUUUUAUAGAUUAUUUUAGGAAAUAUAUUUACUAAAUAUUAAAAUACCAAUUCUGGACAACAGGUUUGAAAAUGAACUGGACAUUGAUCCUCCUCCUUGGUAGCUCCUUAGCUGGGACUGUCUUCUGCUGGACAUAUCAUUACUCAAACAAAAUCAUGAACUGGACCCAGGCCCGACAAUGGUGCCAGACCAAUUAUACAGACAUGGUGGUCAUCCAAAGCCAGGCGGAGAAUGACUAUUUGGUCUCAAAGCUGCCAAAUUUAACUUCUAGUCCAUAUUAUUGGAUUGGAAUCACUAAACAGAACAAGAAUGACACAUGGACCUGGAUUGGGAAUAACAGCACAUGGAUUGGUAACGAGUCAUGGGCAGUAAACGAGCCCAACAAUAACCACAUCACCGAGUUUUGUGUGGAGAUCUACGUGAACAACAGAGAUAACCGAGGGAAGUGGAAUGAUGAGAAAUGCAGCAAUAAAAAAUAUGCAGUUUGUUAUAAAGCCCAAUGUAAUACAACAUCAUGUGACAGAGGAACAUGCCAGGAGACCAUAAACAACAUAACCUGCCUCUGUGAACCUGGCUUUGAGGGAGACAGGUGCCAAACAGCCAAAUGUCAUGCAACAUUAUGUGACAGCGAAAGAUGCCAAGAGACCAUAGACAACAUAACCUGUCUAUGUGAACCUGGCUUUGAAGGAGAUAGGUGCCAAACAGCUCUGGAAUGCCCCGCUUUGUCUCAGCCUGAUAACGGAUACCUUAGCUGCUCAGAAGAAAACCAGUCAUUCAACUCAACCUGUCAAUUUUUUUGCCACCCUGGCUUCCUGAUGAUAGGCUCGCCGGUAGUCUCUUGUGGGUUGACCGGUGUCUGGAGCGGCCCAAGGCCUACAUGUGCAAGCUACAAAAAGGCUCUGCUCGCUGUAGCUGGGUGUGGAGCAUUCUCUGUCUUCUGCUGCAUCUGUUUUUGCUGGAUGAAACAAAGAAAAAGAAAGAAACUUGCCCAAGUAAGGCAGCCUGAAGAAGCAUCAGGUCCAUCCAGUGUGGCUCAGGGAUGAAGAACAACUGGAAGCUCAUCACCCAAAUGCCUUUUUUUCCCUAAUAUACUGUUUGUUAAAGCUUCAGUUGGUUGUACUGGCUGGAUAUAAACUGUGGUGUGUUUGUGCAAGUGAUGGUUUGUUAUCAAUUCAUGCAUAUGUAAACUCAAAACAUUCAUUAAAUAACAUUAGAGUUGCA
This is a messenger RNA of Micropterus dolomieu (smallmouth bass), 1290 nucleotides long. RefSeq names its product L-selectin-like. The coding region runs from base 141 to 1112 and encodes 323 amino acids. The record is from RefSeq and is a predicted model, not a curated record. The transcript has 9 exons. Lineage: Eukaryota; Metazoa; Chordata; Actinopteri; Centrarchiformes; Centrarchidae.